AUGGACCCAUUUUUCUCGAGUGUACAAACGGGUUCAAUCCGUUUCCCUCGAGAAGUCACGGAUAUGGAUGGAAACGUACAUGACGUCGUGGAGUUAUCAAAAAAAUACGUGGUAGUCAUCAUUACUAUCAAAUCACCACAAUGUCCAGUAUGUCCACAGCUUCUCAAGAGACUGAAUUUUCUUGGAUUGCAUGACACACCGUCGUUCAAGUUUGAGGAUACUUUCAGUAAUACUGUUACGACAGUUCCGCGGAGAGAUAUCGAGUUAUAUCGCAUUCUACUGAGAUUGGACGUCUACUUUAUAAUAGUAUGCCCAGGUCCGGUCGAUGAAGUGCGACGUCUUCGCAAGAUAUGCGAUUUCGAAGCUUAUCCAUAUCCAUUUAUAGCCGAUGAAGAUAUGUCACUGGCUACUCAAACCGGUUUGCGAAUGUCAGAGACUGAAAUAGUUCCGGUUAUCGCGUAUAUAGAACAAGCAUCGCACACGAUCGGCCGGAUACGUCUCGGACGUAGUUGGGGACGUUACGGAGACGGCGAGCUGAUGACUUAUUUGAAAAAACAGAGAUUACUACUAGAGAACAAAGCGAGAAGGAUUGUAAAGGGAGCGGAGGAAGUUAUCGUAGCGCUGAAACGAGCUCGCGCAGCAGAGAAGAAUAGACGAAUGAUUAGGAAUGAGAAUACAAAUUCAGAAUCAAGUACGCAAGAAGCAAAACUAGUGUCCCAACAUCAAUCAAAUAUGCAACCCACACUACAUAACGCAGAAGAAUUCCAUGUCCGACCGGCAUCCUUGCCGACAGAACUCCUCUUUGCCGUUUUCGAUUUCCUGUCUGCGAGGGACAUUGUCAGAAUGGUUAUGGCUACUUGUCACCAAUGGAGGACAAUCGGGUUCGAAGCGAUAAUACAAAAUUUCCGUCAACUUACCAACGAAGUUUCCCAUGCAUUGUCGUACCAUGAACGUGGAACGGAAGUGCACGUGAGGAGUGCCAGAAAGACUACUGUGGAUGAGGGUACCGAAGGAAGCAAAAGUCCAGAUGAAAUUCUUAACGUUAGAGAGUUAGAUGGGGUGUUACUAGAGUUGUCGGAUCAUAUUGCUGGUGUCCGACCAUUAUAUAUAGUGGAUUGGGGAGGUGACGAUCUAAACGAAGAGUUAUACAUGACAUGA
Molecule: messenger RNA, 1158 nt
Organism: Paraglomus brasilianum
Lineage: Eukaryota; Fungi; Glomeromycota; Glomeromycetes; Paraglomerales; Paraglomeraceae
Source: the annotation of a GenBank genome assembly